Molecule: messenger RNA, 3153 nt
Organism: Thyridium curvatum
Lineage: Eukaryota; Fungi; Ascomycota; Sordariomycetes; Thyridiales; Thyridiaceae
Exons: 3
Coding region: 1-3153 (1050 amino acids)
Molecular function (GO): phosphopantetheine binding
Source: RefSeq, a predicted model, not a curated record
AUGGCCUCUUCAUCCGGAAACGACCUCCUCCCCGUGGGGAGACGGCUGCUCCCAUCUUUGCUUACCAGCCUUAGCCGCACCGCGCCUAAUACUCCAUUGGCAGUAUAUGCAACUUCGUCUGAUUUGACACAGUGGCGCCAUGUCUCUUAUUGCGAGUUUGAACGUGCGGUUGAUAAUGUUGCCUGGUGGCUGAAGGACCGCAUUGGCACCAGCUCUACGGCCGAGGUCAUUUCAUAUAUUGGCACGUCGGAUAUUCGGUAUAUGAUCUUUUGGGUUGCUGCCAUCAAAUGUGGUUUCUGUACACUCAAUCCCUCGCCACGCAACGCCACACCAGAACACGUUUACCUACUCGGUGAAACUAAGUGCAACAAAUUAUUCUUCACUGAUGACAUGAAGUAUAAGGUCUCUGAGAUUGAAGAUGUCCAAGAUUCGUUGCGCGUGUUCCAGGUCCCAGCCUUGGACGAUAUCAUGUCUGGUGGGAAUCGAGGCGCUUUCGGAUACGACCGGGCGUACGACGAUAUCUAUGACCAAGGAGCCAUAAUGUUCCACACCUCUGGCUCGACCGGGAUGCCAAAACCAAUUCCUCUCAAACACAGCUACUUUGCGGUUGUAGACAGCCUUAGGAUUAUUCCUCACCCGCCAGGACGCAAACCUGGCAACUGGACGGUGCUGACACAAGGCCGCUACAUCUACAGUGGAUUCCCGUUGUUCCACGUGGCCGGAGCAGUACUGAACUUUGCUUCGCAUCUUUUCCAGGGAACAACCACUGUUAUUCACCCGCCUGACCAUCCGCUGAUUGACGCAACGUUCUUGAAGGUGGCCAGCAUGUUUGACAUACAGUGCCUAUGGGCACCUCCGUCUUAUAUAGAAGACCUUGCGUCCUCCAAGAAAGCGCUGGAGAGGUUGGCCUCGGUCGAAUACGUCUUUAGCGGAGGCGGCCCUACCCCUAAAGCGGCUGGUGAUGCAGUAAACGCGGUGACGACGCUUGUCCAACUCAUGGGAAAUACCGAGAUGGCCGCCAUACCGACACUGAUUCAACGGGACUGGCUGUCCUUCGAAUGGAACCCUUAUUAUGGACUUGAGAUGGAGCCAACUGAGCAAGAAGGUGUUUACGAGGCAAUCCUACGUCGGGAUCCCAAAAAGGCCAACCUUCAUGCCAUCUUCCUCACGUUUCCGGAACUCAAAUUAUGGCGCACAAGAGAUCUGUUUACUCGCACGCCUGGGAGUGACAAGCUAUGGAGGUUCGCAGGCCGGACUGACGACGUCGUCGUCCUGUCCAACGGGGAGAAGUUCAACCCUAUCACCAUGCAGAUGCACAUCCAGAGCAGUCCUCUGGUCAAGGGUGUGCUAGUAGUUGGCCAAGGGCGGUUUCAGGUGGCGUUGCUAGUUGAACCCGAAGACGGCGUCUUCCACCACGACCGACCAGAAGAAUUCAUCGACGCCAUUUGGCCGACUGUGCAAGAGGCAAAUGACAUGUCAACCGCGACCGGUAUGGUUUUCAAGAACAUGAUUCUAGUUGCCACCCCUGGAAAACCCUUCGUCAGAGCUCCCAAGGGCACCAUCAUCCGUGGCCGUACCAUCGCGGCUUACGACGAGGAGAUUAGCGUCCUCUAUCAGGGUGCGGGCGACACGGCAGCAGUUGCACUACCCGAGCAAAUCAACGAGCAGACAAUGGAGGGCCUGGUGGAGGAGUGUUUGCAGACGUAUCUCAAAGACGAUAUUCUCGAUGUCGACGCUGAAUUCACCUCGUAUGGCGUUGAUUCUCUACAAACCUUGGGGCUAGCAAAGUCCUUGUCAGCGGUCAUAAAGCCUGCGGUUUCAUCCGACAGCGGGAUCUCUGCUUCAGACUUGAUUACUCCAAAGGUGAUUUACCAACAUCCAACAAUCCGGAAACUGAGCCGCUACCUUGUAAGGCUGCUUACCACGAGCGCCCCGGCUGUUGAUACUCGGACGCGGCGGGAAAAACUGUCGGAUCUGGCGAAUUCCUAUAGCCUCAGCUCCAAGAACGGUGUGUCAGCAAUGUCGUUCAGAUCUAAUCUAGGGAAACUCUGCGUCGUUCUGACUGGAACCACAAAAUCUCUGGGGACCUAUCUGCUCAGCAAACUCGUCUCCGAUGAUCGGGUUGCGCACGUGUAUUGCUUUAACAGGACAGCAGAUGCCCAUGAGCGCUCUCUCAAGAGCUUGAAAGACAAAGGCCUCAACUCGGAUUUGAGCAAAGUCGAGUUUCUGCACACCACUCUGGGAAGUGAACGGUUUGGCCUUGGGGCCGAUAAGUACCGGGAGCUGCUGGAAAAGGUCGAUGUCAUCGUCCACAACGCCUGGGCUGUCAACUUCCAGUACCCCGUGGAGUCAUUUAGCUCGCACAUAAACGCGGUUGCCCAUAUCGCCGAAUUUAGCAUACACAGCGCGCAUCACGCCCACGUCUACUUUGUCUCCACGAUCGGCACUGUGUCGGGUCGUUGGGAGGACUAUCAGCCCACCAGCAACGGCUUGGCCGGCGAGCGUAUCCCUGAAGAUACAGAACACAGUUUUGCCCCCAUUCCGCAGGGAUAUGCCGAGAGCAAGUACGUGAGCGAGAGAAUCCUCUGCAAAGCAGUGGAUGUAGGUGUGGAUGUCACCAUUGUCAGGGUAGGCCAGGUGGCCGGCCCGACGACGGCGGCAGGCAAGUGGAACGAGACAGACUGGCUGCCUCGCAUCCUCAGCACCAGCAAGCUCGUCGGCAAGAUCCCCACCACCAACAUGUACGGGGACGAUUUGGACUGGGUACCCGUGGACAAGGCGGCCCAGAUCUGCAUUGAGCUCUUGUUCAGCCGACUCUCGUCUCUCUAUGAGCACAAGUUGGGCGUUUACCACCUGGUCAACCCGCGAACGGUACAUUGGUCCGAGAUUGUGCCUACGAUUCAGGCAUACUUUAAACAAACAGGUGUCAUGGUAGAAGCGGUCGAGCUGGGUGCCUGGAUUGAUGCAGUGCGCAAAUACGGCCAGUCACAUGGAAGUACACCUGUGUCGGCGCUUUUGGAGGCCACAAGUAGCCUGCCCGACAGAAGUCCACUGGAUCAGACCAAUACCAUUGCGCAUAGUGAGACUAUGAAGCGGCUGACACCUGUGUCCCCAGAUCUUGUAGAAAACUGGUUGAAGCAAUGGAAUUUAUAA